Messenger RNA from Pediculus humanus corporis (human body louse), 258 nucleotides. RefSeq lists its product as uncharacterized. The transcript has 3 exons. Gene Ontology annotation, cellular component: intracellular membrane-bounded organelle. The record is from RefSeq and is a predicted model, not a curated record. NCBI's taxonomy places the organism in Eukaryota, Metazoa, Arthropoda, Insecta, Psocodea, Pediculidae. Bases 1 to 258 code for a protein of 85 amino acids.
AUGGCUAUGAUGUUGAACUUAGAGAGCGAAGAAGUAAAUAAGAAAAACAAUUCAGGGGUUAAUGAUGGAGUAUUAAAUUUUCUUGAAAAAGAUCUUUGUGAUUGUCUUAUUGAAAACUGUCCCGGAUGUCAUUUCCCCUGUUUAAAAUGUCGUUCCUAUAAAUGUGGUGCCGAGUGCAGAAAAUGGGUAUAUGAAGAAGUAGAAAAUGAAAGUGAUGCUUAUGUGACUAGAACCGAUAAUUUAAUGCAAUCUGUUUAA